Molecule: messenger RNA, 1971 nt
Organism: Sinocyclocheilus rhinocerous
Lineage: Eukaryota; Metazoa; Chordata; Actinopteri; Cypriniformes; Cyprinidae
Product: low density lipoprotein receptor adapter protein 1-B-like
Exons: 9
Coding region: 163-1080 (305 amino acids)
Cellular component (GO): early endosome
Source: RefSeq, a predicted model, not a curated record
ACUAAGCCCCGCCCGCCGUGGCGAGCAUGUUCGUGCAUCCAGCCAUCCACCCAGGAUCAUCCGAGGAAAAGGAAGAAAAUCACAGGCUGUCAGAAAAGUUUUCCUGCGGGCAGAGGAUCGCGCUCUCAGGAUUAUUAAUUGUCACAAUAAACUGUAUUCAUCAUGGACGCGUUGAAAUCCGCCGGGCGCGCGAUCAUUCGCAGUCCCAGUCUGGCUAAACAGUCUUGGACCUCUGGAAAACAUAAAAAGCUGCCAGAGAACUGGACAGACACGCGGGAGACGCUGCUGGAGGGGAUGGUCUUUCAGCUGAAGUAUCUGGGCAUGACGCUGGUGGAGGAACCCAAAGGAGAAGAGCUCUCAGCCGCUGCUGUCAAGAGAAUCGUUGCCACAGCUAAAGCUGGUGGGAAGAAGCUUCAGAAGGUGACGCUGAAGGUUUCUCCUCGAGGGAUUAUUCUCUACGACAGUGCAUCAAACCAGCUAAUAGAGAAUGUGUCCAUAUACAGGAUAUCAUACUGCACGGCUGAUAAGAUGCAUGACAAAGUGUUUGCCUACAUCUCUCAGAGUCAGCGCAAUGAAACGCUGGAGUGUCACGCGUACCUCUGCACCAAGAGGAAAGUGGCUCAGGCGGUGACGUUAACGGUGGCUCAGGCUUUCCGUGUGGCAUUUGAGUUUUGGCAGGCUGCUAAAGAAGAGAAAGAGAAGCAGGUGAAGUGUGGAUCUGAUGGAGAGGCGGCCAGCAGCUCUCAGUCUGAGAGUUCAGCCAGUCUGGGCAGCACGAAAGGAGGAGAGGUGGCCACUGGGGAUCUACUGGACCUUGAAAUUGGAGUAAAAGAUCACUCAGGAAAAAACGCCACACUCCCGGCACAGAACCUCAGCACAGAGAACAACAACACUGUCUGGGAACUUGAGGAUGGUCUAGAUGAGGCUUUCUCAAGACUCGCUGAGUCUCGCACUAACCCCCAGAUGCUGGACAUUGGGGUAAACCCUCAGGACUACAACCCUGAAGAGUGCUUGUCGCCUAGCAACUGGGACAAAGCCGAUGCUGAGGCUGCCGACGCCGAGGACGCGUUCGGAUUCUGAUCGGCGGUUCGCGGAGGAACGAUCUGAUCAGACGACACUGAAGGGAAUGGAGCUCGCUGCGCGUCUCAGCGGCGCCCUCUGGCGGCCGUAGCUGAUUCCUCGGCCGGCUUUGAGUUGACAUGCGUUUCGGCAAACCCAACGAGAUGACUUCAACAAAAGCACAGACCAAAGCAAUACUUUUUUCCCCUUUUUAUUAUCCCCCCCGAAUUACGUUUAAGUAUAGUGACAUUUAAAGUUUUCUGUUACUUCCCAUAAGUUGCUUUUUUCUUUGUAUUUGUAUGAAUAUAAAAUGUAUGUGUACAACAAUAACUGUAUAAUAUUUGCUCAGUUAUUAUUAUUAUUAUUAUUAAUGGGUUUAAUUGCUGAGGCUAGCUUUGCAAUUCUAUGCAGUCGAAUUUCUGAAUAUAUAGUCUCGGGGUAAUGCUUACUAAAUUACAUGAUGUUUGAAGUUUUUAAGCGCUGAAGUGGUGAAGGUGUUGUAUAUGUGAGUUGUCUGCCCUCCGAUGUAUGAAAACGAAUGGAUACGCAGACAUGAAGCAUACAAUAAUGGACAAAAAAGAGAAAGCAGGGUAUUUAAAUGGGACAAUCUUAUUUUGUUUUUCUAUUAAAAUGUAUUUUUGCACUUCUCUCUGUGUCUCUUUCUAAAGCUUAUGGUUUCAUUUCAGGAUCUUUCUGCUUAUGCCAUGCUUAUUGUUCAUUCUUCAUCAGGUUACCAUACUCAUCCAAUAAAGCAUGGAUGUCACAGUAUCAGAUGGUAUUAGGGACUUCAUGGUAUCAUGGUACUACUAUAUGUAAGUGUUUAAAAAGCAAAAACAUUGUAUUACCAUAUAUGUCCGUGGUAUGUUUUUAUGGAAAUGCCAAUCUAUUUUGUAAUGUUACAUGUAUUCCUUU